This is a messenger RNA of Amblyraja radiata (thorny skate), 888 nucleotides long. Its product is annotated as interleukin-8-like. The record is from RefSeq and is a predicted model, not a curated record. Gene Ontology annotation, cellular component: extracellular region. Bases 40 to 354 code for a protein of 104 amino acids. Gene Ontology annotation, molecular function: chemokine activity. The transcript has 4 exons. Gene Ontology annotation, biological process: immune response. NCBI's taxonomy places the organism in Eukaryota, Metazoa, Chordata, Chondrichthyes, Rajiformes, Rajidae.
AUCUCACACCAAAGGGGAAGUAACAGCGUUGAUAGCAAAAUGUUUCGCAAAGGUUCUCUCACGGUCUUCUCAGUCUUUGUUCUGUGCCUUGUACUUACAGAGGUUGCAGCUCUAAGUCGCCUGACUCCACAAAAGCGUUGCAAAUGUACUGACAUAAUAGACAGAUUGCAACGAGGCAUGAAAAUCAGCAAUAUCAAAAUUUUCUUCAAGCAACCAUAUUGUCCAAAAAAUGAAAUCAUUGUCAACUUGAAAGAUGGGACAAAACUUUGCUUGAACCCUGCUGCAGCAAGAGGGAAACAUUUGAUUGCUUCUAUGAAAAAGGAAAAUGAAGGCUUAAGCAAACAGUUGAACUGAACAAUGGAUUGUCCUGCUGUCUGAACAGGACUAUGUUUCACAGAACUGCAAAAUACAGCAUUUGAUCUUUGGUGAAGCAAAGCUUCAAUAUCUGCUUUCAAUUCUUCUUUAUGUAUUUUAUAAAGUGACCUGUCUGUAACAGGCAUAAAUACUGUCAGCUUAGUAUUCUUUACGUGUAAUUGUAAUAAGGAUUAUCUGGAUAUUAAGCCAGUCAUAUGUCCCAAUGCUUGAUUUAUUUUAAUUUAUCAUUUUGGUGUCAUAAUUAAAUCAACACUGAUUCUAAUGCAAAUAAGCUAUUUUUGAUCAUGAGAUACAAUAAAAUUACAUUCCUGUUAUAAGGCUAAUCAACAAAAUUUUCAGUUUACUGUUGAUUUUCUAUCAAUUUGAUUUGUUUCUGCUUUUAUAUUUCAAUGUCCAUGAAAACCAGUAAUAUUUUUAUAUUACGUCACUUACACUUGGAAUUUAUGUAAGCUUAUGACAUGCAAAUUUUAAAAUUGUUGUAAUGUUUAUUUGUAUUAAAAGCUGCAAUUACAA